Molecule: messenger RNA, 2248 nt
Organism: Triticum dicoccoides
Lineage: Eukaryota; Viridiplantae; Streptophyta; Magnoliopsida; Poales; Poaceae
Product: polynucleotide 3'-phosphatase ZDP-like
Exons: 15
Coding region: 121-1896 (591 amino acids)
Biological process (GO): DNA repair
Molecular function (GO): zinc ion binding; double-stranded DNA binding; polynucleotide 3'-phosphatase activity
Source: RefSeq, a predicted model, not a curated record
UCCUCUUUCUUCCCGCCCCCGCCUCCCUCCCACCGCGGCGUGAUUCCAGCGCCGACCACCUACACUACACAAAACCCUAGCCAGUCCCUUCCCCUCCCCUCCAGCCCGUCCCCACCUCGCAUGCUCGCACCCCUCUUCUCCCGAAACCCCAGCCUCCUCUUCCUCCCCGCAGUCGUCCGCAUCGCCCGCGGAGCAAUGUCGGCCUCGCCGGCCGCCAAGGCGACCGUCUCCGUCGAGUACGCCAAGUCCGGGCGCUCCUCCUGCAAGGGCUGCAGCGCCACCAUCGCCAAGGGCGCGCUCCGCCUCGGCGCCUCCGCGCGCGACCCUCGGGGCUACGACAGCACCAAGUGGUACCACGUCGCCUGCUUCCCCGUCUCCUCGCACCCGCUUGGCCCCGUCGAGGAGGUCGAGGGGUUCGACUCCAUUAAGGAUGACGAUCGCGAGGAGCUGCGAGAGAUUGAGAAGAAUAAUAAGAGCGACCAGACUGCUGUCAGUCCAUUGGAAGUACCAAGUCCGAAGAAAGCAAAGGUUUCGCCUAAAGCAGAGGUGGCAGAAAAAGGAAGUGUGUCUGUUGAAUACGCCAAGUCCGCCCGUUCCACCUGCAAGGCCUGCAAUGCAAGCAUCGCCAAGGGCGCUCUUCGCAUUGGCGUCUCAGCCCAUGACCCCCGUGGCUUUGACAGCACCAAGUGGUACCAUGUCGCCUGCUUCCCCGCCUCCUCGCACCUGCUUGGCCCCGUCGAGGAGGUCCAGGGGUUCGACUCCAUUAAGGAUGACGAUCGCGAGGAGCUGCGAGAGCUCGAGAAGAAUAAUAAGAGAGACCAGACUGCAGUCAGUCCAUUGGAAGUACCAAGUCCGAAGAAAGCAAAGGUUUUGCCUAAAGCAGAGGUGGCAGAAAAAGGAAGUGUCUCUGUUGAAUACGCCAAGUCCGCCCGUUCCACGUGCAAGACCUGCAAUGCAAGCAUCACCAAGGGCGCUCUUCGCAUUGGCGUCUCAGCCCAUGACCCCCGUGGCUUCGACAGCACCAAGUGGUACCAUGUCGCCUGCUUUCCCACCUCGUCGCAUCCGCUAGGCCCUGUUGAGAAGCUCAAGGGGUUCGAAUCCAUUAAGGAUGACGAUCGUGAGGAGUUACGGGAGCUAGAGAAGAAUAAAAAGGGAGACCAGGCUGCAGUCGGUCCAGUGGAACUAUCAAGUCCGAACAAAGGAAAUUCCCAUAUAUCUUUACCUGAAGUGGAGGUGGCUGAAAAGUCGUCUCCAGGGAACAAAACAGUUGGUACAGCGAUACCCUUUUCGCCUUCUGAUAUCAAGAAAACAUACAAGGAUGCUACCCUUCCCACUCAUUGGAAGGCUUUUGAUACCGUUAUUUUCCGUGAGCAGGAUGAUGGCCUUCAUGCUUCAGCUAAGAUUGCUGCGUUUGAUUUCGACGGGUGCCUCGCCAAAACCUCAGUGAAGAUCAUUGGUGCAGACAAGUGGUCUUUACAGCAUAAAUCAAUUCCUGACAAGCUGCAAAGCCUGUACAAUGAUGGCUACAAGUUGGUCAUAUUCACCAAUGAGUCAAACAUUGAGCGCUGGAAGAAUAAGCGGCAGCAAGCUGUUGACUCAAAAGUUGGACGCCUUGACAACUUUAUUGAGUGUGUUAAAGUCCCUAUUCAGGUUUUCAUUGCGUGUGGUACUGGGAAAGGAAAAGGCACACCGGAUGAUCUGUUUCGCAAACCAAAUUCAGGAAUGUGGUGGUUGAUGGCAGAGCAUUUCAAUUCUGGAAUUGCCAUCGACAUGGACCAAUCUUUCUAUGUUGGUGAUGCUGCUGGGAGAGAGAAUGAUCAUAGUGACGCAGAUAUAGAAUUCGCUAAGGCCAUCGGUCUGAAGUUUCACGUUCCUGAAGAAUUCUUCGGUCCCUAGCCGUUCACUGUGAGCAGCUAUGUUAGGUGGUGAAUAAGAUGGUUUACCAAUUGCCGUAGGUCGGUGUCUCAUGUUUGGAACCUAAGAAUGCCACAGUUAUUCUUACGUUGCAAGAUCGCUGUUUAAACUUGCCGUAGACCUUUGCCGUAGUAUCAUGCCUGUUCGUCUAGGAUCGACUUGAAUCAAUGUACUGGAGGCGGGGAACUGUUGGGAUCUGAGUCAAUGCCAUACUGGGACUCGUCGAUCACUGAUUUCUAUCGCCCAGUUGACUCGUAUAAUUGUCACCAGUGUCAAAUGCGGGUUCACGUCCGCUUACCUCGUGUCCCAAAAGGCAAAAGACACCGUUUUUCUC